Emericellopsis cladophorae is the source of this 432-nucleotide messenger RNA. RefSeq lists its product as uncharacterized. The transcript has 3 exons. The record is from RefSeq and is a predicted model, not a curated record. The coding region runs from base 1 to 432 and encodes 143 amino acids. NCBI's taxonomy places the organism in Eukaryota, Fungi, Ascomycota, Sordariomycetes, Hypocreales, Bionectriaceae.
AUGGGCGACAAAACUUCAUUCCUCAAGACUCUUGUCGUCCCUGCGGUCAUCUCUCUCGCACUCUUCGUUGUCCUAUCCUACAUCUUGAUCCCGGCAUACAACCGCUACCGAACGCGCUACUCGCAAUACCUGCCUAUCGAGAGCAUCACUGCCACGGGCAGCUCGCUCCGCGAAAGACUCAUCACACGCAUCGCACGGUUCGCAAAUCGACGGGAAGAGAGGCACAUGAGCACAGAUGCGUUGUCUAUAGACAAUGGAGACGAGGAAAUUGAUGAUAGCGAAGGUGAAGAGCUGGGAGCGGUGGAUGCGCGCGCGAGGAGGAUGGUAGCGAGCCAUAGACGGGCGGACAGUCCCGAUCCACCGAGGUUGAGUAGAGAUCUGGAGGCAGGGUUCAGAGACGACAGCGACGACGACGACGAGCCGCGACGGUGA